UCUGGGAAAAUGACUCUGCAUUACCUAAGCGAGCUCCUUAUUUGCGGCUGCGUUGGCCUAAGCAUUUAGAGGUUCAAAAGAAAGAUUUUGUGCUGUGGGAUUUCCAUGGACAGAUAUGACAUGACCAGCACAGGGAGAGACAUGGAGGUUCCGAACAUCAAGCUGAAAAAAUCCCUGCCAUUCAGUCUUGGAAGGUUUCACAUUUCUGAAGAUUAUGGCUUUCUCCUUCCAGAUCCCCUGAAGGAACUUUCCCAUUACUACAUGCCCUGGAUGGAAAUAGCCAGGAAUUUGCCUCUCAUGAUUGAGAGUCAUCAGCUCCGAGUCAGAGUGGAUGUGAUGCCCUUACUAAGCUGUCACCUCCUGAAAGGUCAUCGAGAGCAAUACUUGGCCCACUUGCUGCUUAGCUUCAUCACAAUGGGAUACAUCUGGCAGGAAGGAGAAAAUAACAUUCCUAAGGUUCUGCCGAGAAACUUGGCCCUUCCCUUUGUGGAAGUCUCUCGAACCUUGGGUCUGCCCCCCAUCCUGGUGCACUCAGAUUUAGUCCUGACAAACUGGAAGAAAAAGGAUCCAAAUGGACCACUGGAAAUCAGGAACCUGGACACCAUUGUCUCACUUCCAGGAGGUGAGAGCCUGAAGGGCUUCAUCCUAGUGACCCUUCUGGUGGAGAAGGCAGCAGUGCCCGGGAUAAAGGCACUGGCUCAGGCCAUAAAUGCAGUUCUCCAGCCCAGUGAUGAUGAUCUGCUCCAGGCCUUGAAGCAGCUGAGGACAUCCAUUGAGGAGAUGACCAAAGCCUUGAGACAGAUGCAUGUUCACAUUUUGAUUGUUCCCCUAGAUUAUGUAGAUCCAGCCAUAUUUUAUGCAGCCAUCCGGAUCUUUCUGUCUGGCUGGAAGGAUAACCCAGCAAUUCCAGAGGGGCUGAUAUAUGAAGGAGUCUCAGAAGAGCCUUUGAAAUAUUCUGGAGGAAGUGCAGCUCAGAGCACAGUAUUUCAUGCGUUUGAUGAGUUAUUAGGCAUUUGUCAUAACAAGGAAAGCACUACCUUCUUGCACAGGAUGCGGGAAUACAUGCCUUCUUCCCACAGGGCCUUCCUAGAGGAAGUCCACUCUUCCCCUUCUCUGAGGGAGUACAUCUUGUCAUCUGGGAGCUGCCUGCUGCGUGAAGCCUAUAACCAGUGCGUGGGGGCCCUGGCAGAGCUGAGGAGCCACCACAUCAACAUCGUGGCCAAGUACCUCCUCACAGGAGCAGCCAAGGCCAAAGAUGGGGGCCUGGGCCACCUCCCGGGGCCACCUCAGGCACUGGCGGAGAGGGGGACUGGUGGAACAGCUGUCUUCCAAUUUCUGAAAAGUGUCAGGGACACAACCCUGGGAGGAAUCAUUGAUCAAAGUGAUUGAAUUUGACCUAACUUCUGGUCCCCCAAAGGAAAGGAGGAGGAAGGAUCUUCCCUCCCUUUUUGCAUUUCUUGUCUAGCCCCUAAAUUUGCCUCAUGUCCCUCUCCUCAAGUGGUCUCUCAGAAAUCCAGUAGGACUCUAUGUUCUGGGCUCCUGGAACAUCCUGUUUUCCUUUGUGAAAAGCUGUUGCUCAUCAGAGAAAAGGAUUAGCAUUGCCCUUUGCCCAAGACAUUGCCCUGUCUGGGUAGUGCUUAAUUAAUAGCAUAUGAUUUUGGACACAUCCCCAUUUAUAAGCAUGUAAUGGACAAUGUCUACUUUGUCCUGCCUGCAAGGCAAAUCUGCCCUCAGUCUAGAACUCCAAAAAACACAUAAAAUGCUUUGGAAUUGCCACGUUGACUGUUUCUUUACGGGAAAAAUCCAACAUUCAUUCAACAAACAUUCAAUGCCAUUACAGUAGUCAUUUUAAAAUCCUAAAAUAUAAGCUCCAAGCUGGCUCAUUUUUGUCUUUGUUUUCCCAGUACCUAUCACAGGCCUUUCACAAAGUAGCUGCUUAAUAAAAGAUUGCUGAAUUUUGAAUUAUU
Molecule: messenger RNA, 1967 nt
Organism: Trichosurus vulpecula (common brushtail)
Lineage: Eukaryota; Metazoa; Chordata; Mammalia; Diprotodontia; Phalangeridae
Gene: IDO2
Product: indoleamine 2,3-dioxygenase 2
Exons: 10
Coding region: 106-1389 (427 amino acids)
Biological process (GO): 'de novo' NAD+ biosynthetic process from L-tryptophan
Cellular component (GO): cytoplasm
Molecular function (GO): indoleamine 2,3-dioxygenase activity; metal ion binding; L-tryptophan 2,3-dioxygenase activity
Source: RefSeq, a predicted model, not a curated record